AUGGAUUCUUUCAAAGACAAAGUCUACGUCGUAACAGGGCUCGGAGGCAUCGGUCUAGCCGUCGCAAAGCAACUCCACGCCCGCGGCGCACUCCUCUCCCUCGCCGACAUCUCUGAAAAGACACUCAACAACGCAGUCCAAACAAUCACAAACUUCUCAUCCCACCCCUCCAUCCUAUCCACGGUCGUAGACAUCGGCUCUUCAUCGGCCGUGAACGACUGGAUCAGCGCGACGGUCCAGCAAUUCGGCAGAAUCGACGGCGCGGCCAAUAUGGCCGGUGCUAUUGGCAAGAACCACGGCAUGGGCAAGUUCAUUGAUCUUGAAGACGAUGAGUGGGAUAUGCUUGUGCGUGUUAAUUUGUCCGGCAUGAUGUAUUGUCUGCGCGCGGAGGUCAAGGCGAUUAUGGCCUCGGCGCCCGGUGGGAAGGGGAGUAUUGUUACGGCGUCUAGUAUUCAAGGAUUGCGUGGCUUCCCGUUGCAUACGGCUUAUUCGACGACGAAACAUGGGGUUAUUGGGUUGACGCGCUCGGUUGCGAAGGAGGUUGGGCCGAAUAUUCGGGUUAAUUCUGUUGCGCCUGGUUCGAUUCAGACUCCUCUGCUUGAUCAGGCGACUGUUAUCCAGGGCAAGCCUACCGUUCCUGAUACAAUUAUUCCGAGGGUUGGCACGCCAGAUGAGGUGGCUCAGACGGUGGUGUUUCUGUUGAGUGAUGCGGCGUCGUAUACGACCGGCCAGGUGUAUAGUGUCGACGGUGGGUGGGAUCCCUAA
Messenger RNA from Penicillium cinerascens, 765 nucleotides. RefSeq names its product SDR family NAD(P)-dependent oxidoreductase. Gene Ontology annotation, molecular function: oxidoreductase activity. The record is from RefSeq and is a predicted model, not a curated record. NCBI's taxonomy places the organism in Eukaryota, Fungi, Ascomycota, Eurotiomycetes, Eurotiales, Aspergillaceae. The coding region runs from base 1 to 765 and encodes 254 amino acids. The transcript has 2 exons.